Episyrphus balteatus (marmalade hoverfly) is the source of this 1005-nucleotide messenger RNA. RefSeq lists its product as uncharacterized. The record is from RefSeq and is a predicted model, not a curated record. The coding region runs from base 1 to 1005 and encodes 334 amino acids. Gene Ontology annotation, biological process: DNA integration. Lineage: Eukaryota; Metazoa; Arthropoda; Insecta; Diptera; Syrphidae. Gene Ontology annotation, molecular function: nucleic acid binding. The transcript has a single exon.
AUGGGUGCCCUACCAGUUGAACGAACCAUAAUCUCUUCUCCUUUCACUUACACAGGCGUUGAUUUUGCCGGCCCAUAUUUGAUAAAGAGCUAUUCGGGUAGAAAUUGUCGCAUUACUAAAGGGUUUGUAUGCCUUUUCGUUUGUUUUGGAACAAAAGCAAUUCAUUUAGAAGUCGCAAGUGAUUUGAGUACUGAUACCUUUUUAGGAGCAUUCAAUCGAUUUAUUUCUCACCGUGGCUUGCCAAAAACGCUAUUCUCUCAUAAUGGCACCAAUUUUGUAGGUGCUAAUAAAGCCAUUUCAAGUGAUUUUAAAGCAUUCGAAUCUGCCACCGAUGAAUUGUGUGAAAGAUACAAGGAUCGCAACCUCGAGUGGAAAUUCAUUCCACCUGGUGCUCCACACAUGGGAGAGAUUUGGGAAGCAGGUGUAAAGAGUUUUAAACUUCACUUUAGAAAAAUAGCUGGAACGAACAAAUUUACUUUCGAAGAAUUUUCAACGCUUCUAGCUAAAGUUGAAGCUUGUCUGAACUCAAGACCCAUUUCUCCCAUUACCGAAAACCCAGCUGAUAUUCUGCCUUUAACUCCAGGACACUUUCUCCGUGGUGGACCUUUAUUAUCACCGUUAGAACCUGCUAUGGAUGAAAGUUCCCUAAGUUGCAUUAAGAGAUGGGAACGCGUUAAGAUUCUUCAUCAUCAAUUUUGCCGUAGGUGGAAGGAUGAGUAUCUAAAGGAGUUAAAUAAAAGAUACAAAUGGAAAUGUCCAAAACGGAACAUUAUGUUAGACGAUUUAGUCGUUAUAAGAGAUGAAAAUCUCCCCCCAAACGAAUGGCGUCUUGGCCGCAUUAUUAAGGUCUAUCUUGGACCCGAUGACAAAGUUCGUGUUGUAGAUGUGAAGACUCAAAAUGGAGUCAUAACUAGACCUAUUACAAAACUUUGCAUUUUGCAUGAACCUGAUUUUGAGCCUCAAUCUGAGCCAGAAUUCAAAUCUCCACCUGAACCUUCAAAUUGA